Molecule: messenger RNA, 3270 nt
Organism: Sciurus carolinensis (gray squirrel)
Lineage: Eukaryota; Metazoa; Chordata; Mammalia; Rodentia; Sciuridae
Gene: Chfr
Product: checkpoint with forkhead and ring finger domains
Exons: 18
Coding region: 158-2218 (686 amino acids)
Biological process (GO): mitotic cell cycle checkpoint signaling; ubiquitin-dependent protein catabolic process; protein ubiquitination
Cellular component (GO): nucleus
Molecular function (GO): protein binding; ubiquitin-protein transferase activity
Source: RefSeq, a predicted model, not a curated record
GCCGCUCUAGCCGCCGCUCUCGAUGUGUGUCGCUGCCGACCAAUCGCAGGGCGCGCCGGCCUGCCCCGCCCGCGGAUCAGCUGAGGGCCGCGAUGUCUGUUGACAGCGGCGGCGCGGCCGGUUCCGGGGCCGGCGCGCGGCGCGGGGCGUGAGUCCGAUGGAGCCGCCCGGGGGAGGCGAGCAGCCGCCGCAGCAGCCCUGGGGGAGGCUUCUCCGCCUGGGCGCCGAGGAGAGCGAGCCGCACGUCCUCCUGUGGAAGCGCGAGUGGACCAUCGGGCGGAGGAGAGGUUGUGACCUCUCAUUCCCCAGCAAUAAACUGGUCUCUGGAGAUCACUGUAAAAUACUUGUGGAUGAGAAGUCUGGCCAGGCAACACUGGAAGAUACCAGCACCAAUGGAACAGUGAUCAAUAAGCUGAAGGUUGUUAAGAAGCAGACUUGUCCUCUACAGACUGGGGAUGUCAUUUACUUGGUGUACAGGAAGAAUGAGCCUGAACACAAUGUGGCGUACCUCUACGAAUCUCUACGUGAAAAUCAAGGCAUGACACAAGAAUCCUUGGAAGCCAAUAAAGAAAAUGUGUUCCAUGUGACCAAAGAUUCCUCAGGUCCAGGGCGGGGUGACGACCCCCAGGUCCCACCAGCGUCGCCCACCACUCAGGCAUGCUUGGAGGAACCACAGCCAUCCACAUCGACGUCAGACCUCUUCCCCAGGGCCUCCACCUCUUCCACAGAGACGGCUGCUGCAGGGCGAGAGCAUGCCUUCAGCUCUGGGGCCGGGGGUACAGGCUUCUCCGUAAAAGGAUAUGGUCCAUCUGUGGGAAAUGGUGAACUCUGCAGCCCUGCUUCAGCUCCCCCAGACAGAGAGGGAGCACAGUUUUCUUUGCUGGAACCCCAGAACCAGGAGAAUUUGGAACCCGUGAAAAAGAAAAUAAAAGCAGGUGAGGUGCUUGACCUGAACCUGCAGCAUUUGGUUGCAGACCAGGGUAGAAACACCCAAACCUCCCGUGAGGAUGUCAGAGUUGCUGCUGUGAAGCCAGACAAGAUGGAGGAGACGCUCACGUGCAUCAUCUGCCAGGAGCUGUUGCAUGACUGUGUGAGCUUGCAGCCCUGCAUGCACACGUUCUGCGCAGCUUGCUACUCCGGCUGGAUGGAGCGUUCUUCCCUGUGCCCUACCUGCCGCUGUCCAGUGGAGCGGAUCUGUAAGAACCACAUCCUCAACAACCUUGUGGAAGCGUACCUCAUCCAGCACCCAGACAAGAGUCGCAGUGAAGAAGACGUGCGAAGUAUGGACGCCAGGAACAAAAUCACCCAGGACAUGCUGCAGCCCAAAGUCAAGAGGUCUUUUUCUGAUGAAGAAGGAAGUUCAGAGGACCUGUUGGAGCUGUCAGAUGUUGACAGCGAGUCCUCAGACGUCAGAUGCAGAGCUGCCCCAGUGCCUGGGGGCCUGCUCCUCUGUGGCUCCAGCUCUGCCACGUGCUCUUCCUGCAGUCAGCCAUACAUCGUGUGCAGACAGUGCCCCGAGUACAGAAGGCAAGCGGUGCAGCCCCUUCCCUGCCCAGCACCCGACAGUGAGCCGGGGGCCCGGCAGGCCCUUAGUGGGGAUGCACCAACAGCAUCCGCCAGCUUCACAGCAGCAACCCAGGAUUAUGUGUGCCCUCUACAAGGAAGCCACGCCAUCUGCACCUGCUGCUUCCAGCCCAUGCCUGACCGGAGAGCAGAGCGGGAGCAGGACCCAAGAGUGGCCCCUCAGCAGUGUUCAGUCUGCCUGCAGCCCUUCUGCCACCUGUACUGGGGCUGUACCCGCACCGGUUGCUUUGGCUGCCUUGCCCCUUUCUGUGAGCUCAACCUGGGGGACAAGUGUCUGGAUGGAGUGCUGAACAGCAACAUCUACGAGUCGGACAUCCUGAAGAAUUAUCUGGCAACCAGGGGUCUGACAUGGAAAAACAUGUUGACAGAGAGUCUUGUGGCUCUCCAGCGAGGAGUGUUUUUACUGUCUGAUUACAGAAUCACUGGGAACACUGUACUAUGUUACUGCUGUGGCCUGCGCAGCUUCCGGGAGCUGACCUAUCAGUAUCGGCAGAACAUUCCUGCUUCUGAGUUGCCAGUGGCUGUAGCAUCCCGUCCUGAUUGUUACUGGGGCCGUAACUGCCGCACUCAGGUGAAAGCCCACCAUGCGAUGAAAUUCAAUCACAUCUGUGAACAGACAAGGUUCAAGAACUGAACAUCAAGGGGACACACGGGCAGUUUGGAGUACUGGAGGCAGGGACACUGCGGUUAAGAAUUCUGAAUACCCAACAUUUUAAGGGCAUUUUUACAGUUUCCCCUAAGCAGUGCUGGGUCUGGUCAGAUUCUGUUGUGUGGCUUUUUCUUUUAUGGAAUUUUACCCCCAAGCAGCCUCUGGCCACCGCCGUCCUCCUGGUGAGUGGUGGGAGCAGCUGGCUGAGGCCUCCUGCCAGAGCACAGCGGCCCCUCCCUAGAGGUGGAGUAGUCCAGUUUUGCUCUUUUGUACCUUUUCCACAACUGCAGUUAAAUGGAAAUCUCUUUUCAGGAAAAGUUUCAUGGGAAAAAGAGAAGUUUAAUCAGAAGCAUUCUGUUUAAGGAAAGGGAGAGUAAAUUUACAGCCUACAGGAUGUACAGAAUAUGACACUGUUGAGAAAACCACACCUUUUAUAUAUUUUUAAUGGGUUUGGUGCUUAUCUUCUAAUAAGAUUAAAAUAUCACAAACUGUAGCACAAAUAAUAUAAUUUGCAAAUUUACUAAAAUCGGGGGUAGUAUGAUAUCUCAAAGAAUGAGCAUAUGUUUCUGUUUGUUGAAACAAUCAUCAGAUGUCCACAACAGCUAACCCUGGACAAAAUGUCAGGUUAGCAGCUCCUUACUAAAGUGUGUGAGUUGCAGCCGUUGUCCCCAGAGCAGGGCUGGCAGGUCCUUUUGUGGAGUGAGGGUAAGGUCGCCAGCCCUACUGCGUUCCCUCUGCAGCUGGGUGGGGCGUGGGGCCACUGCUUCCUAAUCUCUUUACUCCUCUGUUAGGUUUGCCAUGUCAUCUGGAAUAAUACUUGAAAUUUUGGUUUUUGUUUAAAAAAGGAAAAAGUUUUUUAUCUUUUGUCGAAAUCACCUGUUAAGUUUGUUCGCAAACUGGUAACUUUUUGCUUCUUCUCAGGAAUACAAUUUUCAACUGUUGUCUUGCUCUUGAAACAAAUUGAGAGGCAGCACUCUGUAUUUGUGGGAGAAAGUUCUCUUUUUUGAUUCUAAUAAACAAGCUGUGUUUGUUUCUCC